Molecule: messenger RNA, 456 nt
Organism: Rhizophagus irregularis DAOM 181602=DAOM 197198
Lineage: Eukaryota; Fungi; Glomeromycota; Glomeromycetes; Glomerales; Glomeraceae
Source: RefSeq, a predicted model, not a curated record
AUGACCAGACAUCAUAAUAAGAAAUCAUUUUUAAGUCAAACAAAAUAUGAUAUUCAAAUGCGGGCAAGGGCUAUUGAACAUAGAAGAAAGACCACUAUGUAUGGACACGCUCAAGGUAAAAUAAUAGGAGAAGACACUAUGUAUGGGAACGCUCAAGGAAAGAUUGGAGAAGAUAGAGAAGACACUAUAUAUGACGAUGAUGAAUAUUAUGAUAUUACAGUUGAAGUUGGUAAUGACCUUAACGUAAGAAUAUUUCGUGCUCAUAUGGUUAUUUUAAAAUAUCAUUCUUCUUAUUUGCAAAGAAUACGACCAAUAAAAAAAUUGAUUAGAACUUUGACAAGUAUUAAAUUACCAAACAUUUUACCUGAGACUUUUCAAAUAGUAUUAAGAUAUAUUUAUGGGGGAAAAUUUCUUUGCAUGACAAAUUUUUCUUUGUUUGACCCAUAUUAUCCUUAA